Messenger RNA from Trichosporon asahii var. asahii CBS 2479, 2868 nucleotides. Its product is annotated as purine nucleotide binding protein. Bases 1 to 2868 code for a protein of 955 amino acids. Gene Ontology annotation, biological process: DNA replication; DNA repair. Gene Ontology annotation, molecular function: ATP hydrolysis activity; ATP binding; DNA binding. Gene Ontology annotation, cellular component: DNA replication factor C complex; nucleus. The transcript has 11 exons. The record is from RefSeq and is a predicted model, not a curated record. Lineage: Eukaryota; Fungi; Basidiomycota; Tremellomycetes; Trichosporonales; Trichosporonaceae.
AUGCCGCCGUCAGCUUCGCCGAGGCGCAAGAGCCAGGACUCGAAGGCGUCCCAGUCCAAGGCGUCUGGAAGUGGUGACAUUAGAGGCUUCUUCGGCGGAGCGUCUGCGAAGAAAGCUACACCGACUAAGAAGACGGGGACGACUGACACUCCUAUUCUUAUUGGUGAAGCCGCAGAGGUAGGUCAAGUCCAAGGUUUCACAUCUGACGAGUUCAGGCCCAAAGCAACGACGAGCAAGCACUUCCCAGCUGCUUCUUCAUCGAAGCGUCCCAUCGCGAUCGACUCUAGCCCUGAACCCGAGGUCAAGAAGACCAGGUCUUCCCCGCGCAAGACCGCAGCUAAGCGGAAGUCACCAGAAGACAAAGAGGACGAGCGCCCUGCUAAGAGGGUUGUGAAAGAGGAGAAACCGUCAAAGAAGAUCGUGGGUUUCAGCUGUAGGGAAGACGCUUACGAUCAGCUUCUCAGUAGUGACGAGGAGGACGAGGAGCCGAAACCCAAGGCGGUACCAAAGACGAAGACGCCAGCCAAAUCUGCGCCCCAGAAGAAGCCGCAAAUCCUUCUGGAGUCCGACAGUGAAGAGGAAGAAGCUCCUAAGCCGAAGGCGAAGAGCAAGGCGAAGCCUGCUUCCAGGUCCAAGUCACCGGAGAAGAAGCCUGACGCCAAGGGAAAAGCCAAGGCUAAAACGGAUGACGAGGACGAGAAGCCGAAGCCCAAGUCCAACUUCCGCCAGUACAUGCAGAAUAAGGCUGCGGGCCCUCGCAACCCGGGUUCCAAGGACAUCCCUGAAGGCAAGCCGGACUGCCUGGCUGGUCUGACUCUGGUCUUCACCGGCGAGCUCGAGUCUCUUGGUCGCGACGAUGCCAUCGAGAUUGCGAAGCGAUACGGAGCUUACGUAGUCAUAGGAGACAACGCUGGCCCGUCUAAGCUGAAGAAGAUCAAGGAGAUCGGCACGCCGACUUUGGACGAGGACGGAUUCCUCGACCUCAUUCGAAACCGCGAUGAGGAGCCUGACGAGGCUACACUGAAGAAGAGGGAGAAGGAGGAGAAGAAGAUCAGGGAGGCUGCUGCGGAGAUGGAGAAGCAAGAGAGGGAAGAGGAGAGAUUGCGCAAGCGGAAGGAAGCCGCGCUCGGUAAAACUGGCGUCGCUACAAAUCCCAGCCUCUGCCCAGCUCUGGACCACGAAGUACGCACCCAAGAACGUCAAGGAGAUUUGCGGAAACAAGGGACAGGUCGAGAAGCUGGGCGAAUGGCUGGCCAAUUGAACUACAAGUCAGGCUUCAGGAAGCCAGGCAAGGAUGGCUCUGGGUUAUACCGAGCAGUUCUUAUCUCUGGCCCUCCAGGUAUCGGCAAGACGACUUCUGCGCACAUCAAAGCCCUCGAAUCGGGCUACUCACCUCUCGAACUCAACGCAAGUGACACGCGCAGCAAGAAGCUCAUUGAGAAUGCGACCAACAUUGACAACACGUCGCUCGACGGCUACUUCGCUGGGAAGGGAGUCAUGUCCACGACGGUCACGGGCAUCGAUGACCUCAGCUCUCGCACUUGUCUUAUCAUGGACGAGGUCGACGGCAUGUCGGCUGGUGACCGUGGCGGUGUCGGAGCCUUGAACGCUCUCAUCAAGAAGACCAAGAUGAAGCCGCUCUGGGGCACGACGGCCAACAUGGCUUUCCGAAGGCCUGGACCCCUCGAGAUCCGUGCUCGCAUCCUCUCCAUUCUGCACAAGGAGAAGCUGAAGAUCCCUACGAACGUCGUGGAUGAGCUCAUCAAGGGCACUGGCUCCGAUAUCCGACAGGUCCUCAACAUGCUGUCCACGUACAAGCUCGGCAAAUCGGAGAUGAACUUCGAUGAGGGCAAGGAGCUGCUCAAGCUGAAUGAAAAGAACACGAUCAUGACCCCGUUCACCAUCAUCGACAAGCUGACGGGCCCGUACUCCUUCUCGAGGACAAGCAAGGACACGCUGAGCGACCGCAUGGAGAUGUACUUCCACGACUUCUCCUUCGUGCCCUUGUUCAUGCAGGAGCACUACCUGAAGACCAACCCCGCGGUCCUAAACAACCUCGACGGACCAGAGAAGGACAUGAAGAACCUCGAGCUCAUUUCAAAGGCCGCAGACUGGAUCUCGGACGGCGACCUCGUCGACAAGAUGAUCCACGGCGGCGAGCAGCACUGGUCACUCCUUCCCCUCCACGCCGUCACAUCAACCGUUGCGCCUGCGUACAACAUUUACGGCACAAAUCGUGCGACUCCGGGCGGCGGCUGGGGUGGACCUUCCUUCCCUCAGUGGCUCGGCCAGAACUCGAAGCAGGGCAAGCUGCAGCGCGAGCUGACAGACAUUCAGAUCCGUAUGCGUCUGCGCGUGUCUGGUGGCCGCGACGAGAUCCGACAGCAAUACAUGCCCCUACUCGCCAACAAGCUCGUGACUCCGCUCAUCGACGACGGUGCGGACGCGAUCCAACCGACGAUCGACAUGAUGGACGAGUACUACCUGGGCAAGGACGACUGGGACGCCUUCGUCGAGCUCGGCGUUGGCGAGAUGCAGGAAGACAAGAUCCUGAAGAAGAUCCCGUCGGCCGUCAAGUCGAGCUUCACGCGCGAGUACAACAAGCGCGACCACCCCAUUGCCUUCCACCGCGCGGACGCUUUCGCCGCCAAGGCAGCGGCGAAGAAGAUCAAGGACGAGCCCGCGCCGGACAACGAGGAGGUGUUCGAGGAGGACGAGGUCCCGCCCGAGGAGCCGGACGAGAAGAAGGAGGAGGCGGAAGAGAACGACUACACCAAGGACAAGCUCAUCAAGGCCGUCAAGCCCAAGGGCGCCAAGGGCAAGGCCGCUGCUGGCAAGGCUACGACCAGCAAGGCGAAGAAGAAGUAA